AAAGAGCUAUGGGCAGUCAACUCAUAAGUCUUCUUAUGCUCUCUCUCCUCUUCUCCCUCACCACCAUUUCUAAUGCUUCAAGGCCCAUUCCUGAUUAUUAUUCCCACGACGCAAUCAAGACCGUUAAUCUCGGCGGUUGGCUGGUCACCGAGGGAUGGAUCACACCUCACCUGUUCGAUGAUAUUCCUAUAAACAAAGAUCUAUUGGAUGGAACACAAAUUCAACUCAAGUCUAUAACCCUAAAGAACUACCUCUCAGCCAACAAUGGAGGGGGUUCAACGGUCAGCGCAAAUCAACCAGCAGCAUCUACAUGGGAAACAUUCAAAUUAUGGAGAAUCACAGAGACCAGUUUUCAGUUCAGAGUUCUGAACUGGCAGUUCUUCAGCCUCGAUGAUAAUGGAAAACUGGUGGCCACUUCGACCGCAUCGGACGACUCGAACUCUUUACAUAAUUUCAUGAUCCUGAGGAAUGAUGGUGAGCCCAAUCGAGUCCGGAUCAAAGCUCCAAAUGGUUCAUUUUUAAAGGUGAAUUCAGAUGCAACGGUGACCGCUGAUCAUCCGGAGAGAACUAGCUGGGGAGACGAUGAUCCUUCAGUGUUCUUGCUCACCAACGUGCUUCAGUUGAAGGGGGAGUUUCAGGUCACCAAUGCCUACGGAUCAGAUAGCGCCGCCUCUGUGAUGAAGAAGCAUUGGGAGAGUUUCAUUGUGGAAGAAGACUUCAAGUUCGUGUCUGAGAAUGGAUUGAAUGGGGUGAGGAUUCCAGUUGGGUGGUGGAUAAGCUUUGAUCCAAAUCCACCUCGUCCAUUUGUUGGUGGAUCGUUGCACGCAUUGGAUAAUGCCUUCUCUUGGGCGGAGAAGUACAACUUAAAGGUGAUCAUAGAUAUCCAUGCUAUGCCGAGCUCGCAGAAUGGCUGGGAGCACAGUGGAACAAGGGAUGGAUUACAGUCAUGGGGUCAGAGUUAUGAUGACAUCCGUCAGUCAACUGCUGUCGUUGACUUCCUAACUUCCAGAUAUGCCAAUAGAACGAGCCUAUAUGCAAUCGAGCUGAUCAACGAACCAUUAGCUCCCGGAGUCACUCUAGAUACCCUCAAGAAGUACUACAGAGUUGGCUACAAUACAGUUAGGAAGUACUCCAACGUGCACGUCAUCAUGUCGAAUCGCUUAUCGAUCGGUGAUCCCAAAGAGCUCAUCCAAUUUGCAAGCGGCUUCUCCGGCUCGGUCGUCGACGUCCAUUACUACAAUGUCUUCUCAAGCAUCUUUGAAGGCAUGUCGGUGCAACAAAAUAUCGACUAUAUAUAUAACAAUCGUGCUCCUGCUCUCAGUUCUCUCAUGAUUUCAAAUGGCCCUCUCAUCUUUGUUGGUGAAUGGGUGGAUGAUAUGGAUGUCCAGGAUGCUUCAAAGAAUGAUUAUCAACGGUUUGGAUCGGCCCAGCUUGAUGUGUAUGGGAGGGCGACCUUUGGGUGGUCAUACUGGACUCUCAAAGCUGACCAAAACCAGUGGAGUUUGGAAUGGAUGAUUAAAAAUGGAUACAUAAAAAUAUAACCAUUUUCACUUUGCCGCCUAAUGAUUUCAGUAUUUGCAUCGAUAGUUCCCAAUUCCUACA
This is a messenger RNA of Phalaenopsis equestris, 1602 nucleotides long. RefSeq names its product glucan 1,3-beta-glucosidase A-like. Lineage: Eukaryota; Viridiplantae; Streptophyta; Magnoliopsida; Asparagales; Orchidaceae. The record is from RefSeq and is a predicted model, not a curated record. Gene Ontology annotation, molecular function: hydrolase activity, hydrolyzing O-glycosyl compounds; actin filament binding. Bases 9 to 1541 code for a protein of 510 amino acids. The transcript has 7 exons. Gene Ontology annotation, biological process: actin filament bundle assembly; cell migration; establishment or maintenance of cell polarity. Gene Ontology annotation, cellular component: cytoplasm; actin cytoskeleton.